AUGGCCAAUCUCUCUGUCGUGUCUGUGUUCAUUCUCCAGGGCUUCUCCACCGUCCCUGCAUUACAGCUGCUGAGCACAGCCGCCUUCCUCCUCAUAUACGUGGCUGCGGUUCUGGGGAAUGUCUCUAUCGUGAUAGCUGUGACUCUCAACACCCGCCUGCACACACCCAUGUACUUCUUCGUCAAACACCUCUCCCUGGUGGAUCUCUGUUCUACAUCCACCACUCUGCCCAGGGCCCUGGUGGCUACCAUGGCAGACACCAAAGAGAUUUCCCUCCCGGCCUGUGCAUCCCAACUCCUUGCUUUUGUCUGCUUUGGCUCUCUAGAAUGUUUUCUCAUCACCUCCAUGGCUUUUGACCGCUGUUUAGCCAUCUAUCGGCCCCUGAUAUAUGGGGCAACCAUGAGUUCUCAGACCUGUGUGUCCCUGGUAGUGGUGGCCUGGGUCAGUGGGCUCCUCUUUUCUACCUUCCACACCGUCAACACCUUUUCCUUGCCCUUCUGUGGCCCCAACAUGAUCGACCACUUCUUCUGUGAUAUCCCCCCACUCAUGCAUCUAGCCUGUGGUGACACCGAGGGCCACGAGGCUGUGGGCUUUGCAGUCAGUGGCUGCAUUAUCAUGACCUGCUUUGUCCUCACCUGCCUGUCUUAUGUUCUCAUUGUAUACACAGUGGUUCACAUUCGUUCUUCAGCUGGCCGCUGGAAGGCCUUCUCCACGUGUUCUUCCCAUCUGGCCACAGUGCUUCUGUUUUAUGGCACCGGAAGUUCCGCCUACAUGCAGCCCACAGCCCACUACUCCCCUCUGCAAGGGCGCAUGGCGGCGGUAUUCUACUCUGUCCUCACGCCCACUCUGAAUCCACUUAUCUACAGCCUGAGGAACGAGGACAUGAAAGCUGCUCUGCACAAGCUUUAUCCACGGGCGCCAUCUUGGAACCUGGCAUUUAGACAUGGGAGGGCCCAGAAAUCCACCUGCAUCGAAUUUCCCCUCUAG
Messenger RNA from Peromyscus eremicus (cactus mouse), 987 nucleotides. RefSeq names its product olfactory receptor 5AR1-like. Bases 1 to 987 code for a protein of 328 amino acids. The transcript has a single exon. Gene Ontology annotation, cellular component: membrane. Gene Ontology annotation, biological process: G protein-coupled receptor signaling pathway. NCBI's taxonomy places the organism in Eukaryota, Metazoa, Chordata, Mammalia, Rodentia, Cricetidae. The record is from RefSeq and is a predicted model, not a curated record. Gene Ontology annotation, molecular function: olfactory receptor activity; G protein-coupled receptor activity.